Messenger RNA from Annulohypoxylon maeteangense, 1353 nucleotides. RefSeq names its product BAR domain-containing protein. Gene Ontology annotation, cellular component: medial cortex; mating projection tip; Rvs161p-Rvs167p complex. NCBI's taxonomy places the organism in Eukaryota, Fungi, Ascomycota, Sordariomycetes, Xylariales, Hypoxylaceae. The transcript is spliced from 3 exons. Gene Ontology annotation, biological process: actin cortical patch localization; plasma membrane tubulation; endocytosis. Gene Ontology annotation, molecular function: protein binding; lipid binding. The record is from RefSeq and is a predicted model, not a curated record. Bases 1 to 1353 code for a protein of 450 amino acids.
AUGAGCUUCCGAGGUUUUCAGAAGAGCGUCGUCCGGGCGCCGCAACAAUUCAAAGCCAAAUUCAAUAUUGGCGAACAUAGCAAGGAUCCUGUGUUCAUCGAUGCGGAACGACGAUUCCACGAGCUCGAGGUCGAGACCAAGCGCCUCCACGAUGAAAGCAUGAAGUACUCCGACGCCAUAAAUGGCAUGCUCAACCACCAGAUCGAAUUCAGCAAGGCGAUGACUGAAAUUUAUAAACCCAUAUCUGGCCGCAUGUCUGACCCAGAUUCCUUGGAAAUCCAAGGCAAUCCCGACGGUAUCCGGGCCUGCAUGGAGUACGAAGCCGUUGUCAAGGAUUUACAGGAGUCGCUUAAGCCCGAACUUGAAAUGAUCGAUUCGCGAGUCAUCCGCCCGGCGAACGAGCUGCUCGACGUACUUAAGGUUAUCAGAAAAACUGCGACGAAGCGUGAACACAAAAAACUCGACUUUGACCGGCACAAUGCGACACUCAAGAAAAUUCAAGAUAAAAAGGAGAAGAGUGCCAAAGAUGAGAAAGCCUUGUGGAAGGCAGAAAGUGAUGUCGAGCAAGCCACCCAGGAAUUCAACUACUUCAACGAUCUGCUAAAAGACGAACUGCCUAAAUUAUUCACCCUUGAGCGACAAUUCAUCAAGCCGCUAUUCCAGUCCUUCUAUUACAUGCAGCUGAACAUCUUCUACACACUUCACGAGAAGAUGCAGCAUUGCGAUAUUGGAUAUUUCGACUUAACGCUCGACGUAGAGGAAGCAUUCAUGAGCAAAAGAGCAGACAUUCAAGAGCAAACCGAAGCGCUAAGUAUUGUCCGGUUUAAGACCAGUGGUCAAAAGAAGCCGCCACCAAAGUACGGGAACAAGCCACCGGCAAUCGAAGCAGGCACGCGGCCGCCAGCGAUCGAGGCAGGUACGCGACCUGCAGCUCUUCUCACUGCCGGUCCGUCGCCAAUACCGAGCCCAGUAUCAGCGAAGUACGGCCAACAAUCCCAACCGGAAGUUGUAGAGAACCCUCCUCCACCCUACUCCGCAUCUGCAGCCGGUCUAAAGCCACCUAUGUCACCCCCCUUGAGUGGUCCUAGCUCGGCAGGAUUGGCGGCAAUUGCAGCAGGGAAGCCAAAACCUCCCCCGCCAAAACCAAAGCCUACCCGACUCAGCGGAGCACCGGCUGUCGAGAUGGUAACCGCUUUAUAUGACUACUCCGCCCAGGCCGAGGGUGAUAUAAGCUUUAGGGCAGGGGACUUAAUAGAAAUUGUCAGCAAAACUAAGAACGAGAACGAAUGGUGGGUGGGGAAAUGUCAUGGGAAACAGGGACAAUUUCCUGGAAAUUAUGUGAAAAUAGGUUAG